Molecule: messenger RNA, 1894 nt
Organism: Erythranthe guttata (spotted monkey flower)
Lineage: Eukaryota; Viridiplantae; Streptophyta; Magnoliopsida; Lamiales; Phrymaceae
Product: RING/U-box superfamily protein
Biological process (GO): protein ubiquitination
Molecular function (GO): transferase activity
Source: RefSeq, a predicted model, not a curated record
AAUUUACUAUUUUAUUUAUUAUUAUUUUCUCAUAUAAUUUUAAAAUGAGAGUAAUAAUUAGAAUACAACUAAAGCUAAAGGUACAACUCAAACACGGCGGACAAGGUACUGCACCCACCCUCGUGACAUUAAAUUCAGUUAAAUGACGUGGCAAAUCCGCCCACAAAACUGAAAAACAAAACCCACCUCAGUCAACAAACACACCCCCCAGUAUUUCCCCCAUUUUCAUUCAAACCCUCACACCAUCAUCACCACCACCGUCUACCGCCAUGCGCCGCCACCGCCUCGCCCCUGCACCGGCGCCUCAUCUCCGGGAUAAUCCAUGGACACCGUCUCCUUCUCCGUCGGCCUCCACAGCUUCGUCUUCGGAGCCGCCGCCUUCUUACUCGUCGUCGAAUUUAUCAUCGUCAUCAUCCUCAUCAUCGUCGUCGCCGCCGCCGUCUAAAUUACCGGUUGACUUCAGUCCGCCGCUGAUAGCCAUGGUGGUUAUAAUAGCAACCGCCUUCGUCAUCAUCACCUACUCGCGCCUCCUUUCCCGCCACUUCAUCCACAUCUACCACCGCUACAGGCGCUGGCGCCGCCGUCGCCGGCGUUACGUCCCGUCCUCGUCCGGCGGCGAUAUCGAGUCGCCGCCGUACCCGUUCGAUCCGACCGACGCGUUCCACGUGCUCUCGCCGUACGGCCUCGACGAGUCGAUCAUCAAAACAAUCCCCCUCUCCGUCUACACGCGGAAGAGCGGCUUCCACGAUUGCGCCGUGUGUUUGUUGGAGUUCGAAGGAAACGAUUACGUCCGUACACUUCCGGUCUGCGCACACUCCUUCCACGUUGACUGUAUUGAUAUAUGGCUUAGGUCACACGCGAAUUGCCCCCUCUGCCGCGCCGGAAUAUUCCGUCAGGAUUCGCCGUUUACUCCGUUAAUGGCCGCCAGGAUUAGACCUAGCCUCGACGACAUAAUAAUCGAGACCACAAUUCUAGAACCUCUAACGGAAAUCCCGAUGGAAUCGGAUCCGAUAACAGAGGGAGAAAUCAGUCAGGAGCAAUCCCCGAGGCGGAGCCACCAAUCGGAGGACAGAUUCAACCGCCGCGAUUUCCUAUUGAAGCGGUCGUAUUCGUUCGGAUUCGAACGGAACUUAGGAUCGGAGAGAUUAGUUCUAGAGCCCGUAACCGCCUCGCCGUGGCGGUACAGGCGCGGCGGAGGCGGAAGCCUAUGGAGCAAACGCCCUUCCCCGUUCAGCUCACUGUCGAAACCUAGGGUUUUCUCGUUCCGCUACUACAGGGGAAUGAAAUCCCCAUUCUUCCGGCGGCGGAGCAUCGGCGGUUUGUUCCCGUUAUCCGAGUCGAGCGUACGUUUCGGCUUAUCCAGCGGCGGCGGCAGCUCGUCGAGGAGGACGAAAUCGUUCGCCAGCCCUAUGUUCAUGCGGUCGGCCGGAGCGGCGGGGGGGCUGUUCUCGUCGAGCCGGCUGAGGAGCGGCGAUCCAGAGGCGCUAUUGUCACCGGAGAGAUUUAGUAGACGGUGAGGAUUGAAGACACGUGGAUGGACCACAAUUAACGCUGGUUUGGAAACAAAAUAAAUAAAAUAAAAUUAUAUUAAUUUAUAUAGUGGGAAGAGUGCCCUCAUUUAAUUGCUUGUCUGGAAGUUCUGAUGGGGGCAUUAAAUUGGGGAAGUGAGUGAAGAAUGGGAGUGCAUUUAAAGAAUUUAUAGUAGGUUGGCCAUUGCACUGUCUCUCAUCUGUACGUAUAUGUGUAAGCAGGUUUAGUUUUCUUUUUUUCUUUUUUUUUUUUGUUUUUGUACAUUUAAUAUUUAGUAUACGAUUCUUUGUUGAGGGUGGUGGGGGGAGAAGUGAUGGAUCGAUGAUCAUAAAUGCAAAGAGCUGGCGAUGGGCCUUUUCUUUAA